Molecule: messenger RNA, 3828 nt
Organism: Lagenorhynchus albirostris (white-beaked dolphin)
Lineage: Eukaryota; Metazoa; Chordata; Mammalia; Artiodactyla; Delphinidae
Gene: INTS9
Product: integrator complex subunit 9
Exons: 18
Coding region: 104-2095 (663 amino acids)
Biological process (GO): snRNA processing
Cellular component (GO): integrator complex
Source: RefSeq, a predicted model, not a curated record
GUCCCGCGAUGCUCUCGGCUGGCCGGUGGCGGAGAUUGAACCGGAAGACGCUUUCUGGGUCUGAGGAGUGGAGAGACUGGUAUUGAACAGCCAAAAGUCCAAUAUGAAACUGUAUUGCCUGUCAGGGCACCCAACCUUACCAUGCAAUGUGCUCAAAUUCAAAUCAACCACCAUUAUGCUGGACUGUGGACUGGACAUGACUUCCACCCUCAAUUUCCUUCCUUUGCCACUUGUUCAAAGUCCCAGGCUGUCUAAUCUUCCUGGCUGGUCCCUAAAGGAUGGAAAUGCUUUCUUGGACAAGGAGCUAAAGGAGUGCUCAGGUCAUGUAUUUGUGGAUUCUGUGCCCGAAUUCUGCCUACCAGAGACCGAGCUAAUAGAUCUGUCUACGGUAGAUGUGAUCCUCAUCUCUAACUAUCACUGCAUGAUGGCUCUGCCCUACAUCACUGAGCACACGGGGUUCACAGGCACGGUCUAUGCCACAGAGCCCUCCGUUCAGAUCGGCAGGCUUCUCAUGGAAGAGUUGGUGAACUUCAUUGAACGCGUGCCCAAGGCUCAGUCUGCCUCCUUGUGGAAGAACAAGGAUAUUCAGCGGCUGCUGCCUUCUCCUCUCAAGGAUGCAGUAGAAGUAUCAACCUGGAGAAGAUGCUAUACAAUGCAAGAGGUGAACUCUGCCCUUAGUAAAAUCCAGCUGGUGGGAUAUUCUCAGAAAAUUGAACUUUUUGGUGCAGUCCAGGUGACUCCUUUAAGCUCUGGCUAUGCCCUUGGAAGCUCCAACUGGAUUAUCCAGUCCCAUUAUGAGAAAGUGUCUUACGUCUCUGGAUCCUCCUUGCUUACCACACACCCCCAGCCCAUGGACCAAGCUUCUCUCAAAAACAGCGAUGUUCUCAUUCUGACAGGCCUUACCCAGAUUCCCACUGCAAACCCAGACAGCAUGGUGGGAGAGUUCUGCAGCAACCUGUCACUGACACUCCGGAACGGAGGAAACGUGUUGGUCCCCUGCUACCCUUCUGGAGUGAUCUAUGACCUUCUGGAAUGCCUGUAUCAGUACAUUGACUCUGCCGGCCUCUCCAGCAUUCCUUUCUACUUCAUCUCCCCGGUGGCUAACAGUUCACUCGAGUUUUCCCAGAUUUUUGCCGAGUGGCUUUGUCACAACAAACAGACUAAGGUGUAUCUCCCAGAACCGCCUUUUCCUCAUGCAGAGCUCAUUCAGACCAACAAGCUGAAGCACUACCCCAGCAUCCAUGGAGACUUCAGCAACGACUUCAGACAGCCGUGUGUGGUUUUCACUGGACACCCUUCCCUCCGAUUCGGGGACGUGGUCCAUUUCAUGGAGCUCUGGGGAAAAUCUAGUCUCAACACUGUCAUAUUCACAGAACCCGACUUCACAUACCUGGAAGCACUGGCUCCCUACCAGCCCUUGGCCAUGAAAUGCAUAUACUGCCCCAUUGAUACGAGACUGAAUUUCAUCCAAGUGUCAAAGCUGCUCAAAGAAGUGCAGCCCCUCCACGUGGUCUGUCCUGAGCAGUACACCCAGCCGCCCCCAGCGCAGUCCCACCGGAUAGACCUGAUGAUUGACUGCCAGCCACCCGCCAUGUCCUAUCGGCGCGCCGAGGUCCUCGCCCUGCCCUUCAAGCGUCGGUAUGAGAAGAUAGAAAUCAUGCCAGAGCUUGCGGACUCACUGGUACCCAUGGAGAUCAAGCCUGGCGUUUCCUUGGCAACCGUCUCGGCCGUGCUGCACACUAAAGAUAACAAGCACAUCCUCCAGCCCCCGCCCAGGCCUGCCCAGCCCGCAGGCGGCAAGAAGAGAAAGCGGGCCAGUGACGACAUUCCAGACUGCAAGGUUUUGAAGCCUCUGCUGAGCGGCUCUAUCCCCGUGGAGCAGUUCGUGCAGACGCUGGAGAAGCAUGGCUUCAGUGAUAUUAAGGUGGAAGACACAGCCAAGGGCCAUAUCGUCCUGCUACAGGAAGCUGAGACACUCAUCCAGAUCGAGGAAGAUUCAACCCAUAUCAUCUGCGACAAUGACGAGAUGCUCAGGAUGAUCAGGAUUCUCCGCAUUCAGCUGAGCAGUAAACUCAGAUGCCUGUGUCUGAAAUAAUGGAAUUGCUUAAAACAGGUAUUUACCAGAUUACAUCAACUCUGAGACAGCAUCAGUUGUAACACACAUGCCAAUUUUGCAAGUAUUAAAAUGUGGAGAGUAGCAUACAAGUCUUAGAACUGGCCAGCAGUAGAAGUAGACGCUUACCGUCUUUUCGGACCAGUUGAAAUUCAGUCGGAGGUCAGUCCAACCUGGCCAGCAGCAAAGCAUCACAAAGGGCUUUAGUGACCCAAGAACUGUAACACUAUAGAACUACUUCCUCAGGUUUCAUGCAGAGUUGGCUGUCAGUUCUGUCUCUGGAAUGGACACGUCAGUGGGAAGCAGUUCUUCAUUAGAGGAGGAAAAAGGCAACUUCAUUUUUGCCAUCUCCAACUUUGCCAGCCUUGGGCCCAGGAAUGGUUCAACCGUUCUGUUUCCCAAUGUGCAGGUCAUUCCAAUCGAGGGGCCCAGGGUGUGUCUGCAGAAUAAACUUCGGGAGAGGAUUAACAUUACAAGAGACGGACAUGCCAUGGUUAUGAAAAUUUAGUUUUGUUUUUAGUAGGAGAAUUGUAAAUAUGCAGCACAUGUAGGCAUACUUCCUAGUAAAACUUGAGAGAAGUCAAGUUUUUUAAAGUUUUCUUAACAUCUUGAAAAAUGCAAAUGCAGUAUGAAAUAGAAAGAAAAAUCAAAAUGGUUAUUUUACUUAAAUGUUCCAACAAUGAUACGUCCAGGAAUGACCUGGAUUUGUCCAAGUUGGAUUUCUGUUAAGGGCUUGAUUAAUCCCAGGGGAUCAGUGAGAGGUGCUUGAGAGGUGGUUACUAAAGAGGCAAACAGUCCAUAAACUGAUGUGCAGGAAAUAAGAAAUGAUGACGGUUCUGUCAUUACCACCUACUUCAUGGCAGAAGCCAGAGAGAGGAAGAAGCAAAGAAUCAUUUGUUAGAGCAGAGAAAUCUAGAGCUGGCCCUCCCAAGUAUUAGGAGAGAGCAGUUAUGAAUAACUCUACCUAGAGUUCAGGUAUUUGGAUACCAAACCAGGUUGGUGAAUAGAAGACCCAGAAGAAAUGGUGGAACCUGCUGUUAGCGCUAGAAUUAUACCACCCAUGGUGGCUUUGUUAUUUGGAAAUGCAGCCCGCUGACUAUUCACACCGAUCUGGGGAAGAGACUGACAUUUAGAAAAAUUUCUACUCAUAAGCCCAACAAACGCCUAAUGAUUAAAUAGUAAUUGAAAAAACAUUAAAAAUAGUGAGGAGGGACCUGAUUUUCUUAUUUCUUUUGAUCUUUCUGCAAAGUAGUAUAUCUAUUGCUGUGUAGCAAAUUAGCCCAAAAUUUAGUGGCUUAAAAUAGCAAACACUUAUUAUCUCACUGCUUCUGUGGGUCAGAAAUCUGGUGUGGCUUAGCUGGGCGCUCCUGGUUCAGGGGCAUCUCUCCACAGGGCCACAGUCAAGGCGCUGAAUGAGGAAACUGAGGUACAGCAAUUAACUUUCCCCAAAACCCAUCGCCAGUAAGUGGCUUCUGCCUUACCUUAACAUCGUGUGUGAGCACCAGGGGUCAGGAGCUGGGGAAGGGACUUGAGGCGUAUCGUCCAUUUCUUUUUAAGUAAUGGUAACAACUAUUUGUCGUCUUGACCCCUGGAGAGCUUGAAGCCUUUGGGCCUCACCGUUUUCCUAUAGAGGCAGAAGUUGGCUUUUCCAAACUAUAGACAUACCUUGGGGAUAUUGCUGGUUUGGUUCCAGACCACAACAAUAAAGCACAUGA